AUGGCUCAAGCUUACAAAAACAAGUCAGCUGUUACCAUCCCCUUUUGGUCGUCGAUCUGUCGAUCGUUAGGCGUAAAUCCUAAGGAACAAUUGGACUCUGGGUUUCCAGCAGUUUAUGGCAACUGCGUCACAAAGAAUGUAUCAAAUGACAAAAUACCAAGAAAGUUCCGGACACGGUAUCGUGGUCGAUUGUUGAUUAUGGAGGCUGAAGAUUGGAAAUCCAAAGCGGUUGUGAGCGGGAUGAUGUUUAUUUUUGACACUUCGAAGCGCGACAGCAACCAUGUCUGUGCAGUGUGGACGCCUUUGCCCUAA
Messenger RNA from Sclerotinia sclerotiorum 1980 UF-70, 312 nucleotides. RefSeq lists its product with no specific name. The record is from RefSeq and is a predicted model, not a curated record. The coding region runs from base 1 to 312 and encodes 103 amino acids. Lineage: Eukaryota; Fungi; Ascomycota; Leotiomycetes; Helotiales; Sclerotiniaceae. The transcript has 3 exons.